Molecule: messenger RNA, 7466 nt
Organism: Rattus rattus (black rat)
Lineage: Eukaryota; Metazoa; Chordata; Mammalia; Rodentia; Muridae
Gene: Dcun1d3
Product: defective in cullin neddylation 1 domain containing 3
Exons: 3
Coding region: 1046-1960 (304 amino acids)
Biological process (GO): protein neddylation; positive regulation of ubiquitin-protein transferase activity
Cellular component (GO): ubiquitin ligase complex
Molecular function (GO): cullin family protein binding; ubiquitin conjugating enzyme binding; ubiquitin-like protein binding
Source: RefSeq, a predicted model, not a curated record
AGUCACUGUGCCUUUGCUCAGCUCUGGUGGAUAGUGAGCCUUCGAUUUGAUAAGCUCAUUUGGCAAUACUGAAUCAACUUGAAUGAAUGGGAGCUGAUCCUGACUGCCUCAUAGAAGUGUUAUGUAAUUUAUGGUACCCACAAACCCUUUGGGAGGUCUUUAUUGUGAAGGUGUCAUUCUGGGUCUUCAGUUCUUACCCAGUCCUACCAGAGUGAUUCUCAUGCCUGAAGGGCUAGAAACUUGCCAUAAAAAGGAAGCAUUUGGCUUUUGCUCAGAGAUAGAGUGGUGAUGAAGAAUGGGGGUUAAAAUCUGGAAAUGUUGAAGUUGUGAUUGAAGUUUAGAUUAGUUUAGAAGUACCUCCCACCUUGUUACACUGACUUAAUUUCUGAAAAAUGAGUCUUAUUUAGGGUUUCGAACACUUCUUUGACUAGCUUCAGAAAAGGCUUACUAAUGUAUUUGUCUUGUAAGUUUCUACUGAGAUUCGUUUUUGUCAGCUCUGGCAUUUCCCAGAGAAACAAAAGAGGAGUGGUUUUCCAUCACCCCACACAGUACACUUCUUAAUUCUAUCACUGAUGGAUGUGCUCUGUUAAACAAGCCUGACUGUUGGCCGACUCACUGAGGAGCCCUGUGUAGUGUGACCCCAUCUCUGCUACCAGCAUUUACACUUGUAGUACUUGGAAUUUUCAGUGUAUUGUGUUAAAACAAACUUCUAAUUCUGGCUAUUUUUCUUUUCAACUUUAGGUCUAAAAUUGGAAGCUCUAUUUUUAUACAACAUAUUCUAGAAAAGUCACCAGUGUUGCUAUUCUCUUGCUACCCAAAUAUCCUGACUGAGCCUGGGGGUGGGGAGAGCAAGAGCCGGCUGUCUCAUGUGGCUAAGCAGAAUGUGUGGGCCUGCCUGCCAGCCGGUGGAGGUGGAAUCUGCUCUUUGCUUCUUGGCAAGUUGGCUGGCUCCUCUAACUGAUGGCAUGUUGAAGUACAUGGACCAGUGGCAGCGAAGGGAUCUGAUCCAGAGUGGGCCACUCUAGAAGGCCAGGCUACAAUCACCAUGGGCCAGUGUGUCACCAAAUGCAAGAAUCCUUCAUCAACCUUGGGCAGCAAGAAUGGAGACCGGGACCCCAGCAGCAAGUCACACAGCAGGCGGGGGGCUAGCCACCGUGAGGAACAGGUGCCACCUUGUGGCAAACCAGCUGGGGAUAUUCUUGUCAAUGGGACCAAGAAAGCAGAGGCUGCCACCGAGGCCUGCCAGCUGCCAACUUCUUCUGGAGAUGCGGGGAGGGAGUCCAAGACCAAUGCUGAGGAGUCUUCCUUGCAGAGGUUGGAAGAACUAUUCAGGCGCUAUAAGGAUGAGCGGGAGGAUGCAAUUUUGGAGGAAGGCAUGGAGCGCUUUUGCAAUGACCUAUGUGUUGAUCCUACGGAGUUUCGAGUGCUGCUCUUGGCCUGGAAGUUCCAGGCUGCUACCAUGUGCAAAUUCACCAGGAAGGAGUUUUUUGACGGCUGUAAAGCAAUAAGUGCAGACAGCAUUGAUGGGAUCUGUGCACGUUUCCCUAGCCUCUUAACAGAAGCCAAACAAGAAGAUAAAUUCAAGGAUCUCUACCGGUUUACAUUUCAGUUUGGCCUGGACUCUGAAGAAGGGCAGCGGUCACUGCAUCGUGAAAUAGCCAUUGCCCUGUGGAAAUUAGUAUUUACACAGAACAAUCCUCCAGUAUUGGACCAGUGGCUAAAUUUCCUAACAGAGAACCCUUCGGGAAUCAAGGGCAUCUCCCGGGACACUUGGAACAUGUUUCUUAACUUCACUCAGGUGAUUGGCCCCGACCUCAGCAACUACAGUGAAGAUGAGGCCUGGCCGAGUCUCUUUGAUACCUUUGUGGAGUGGGAAAUGGAGAGAAGGAAAAGAGAAGUGGAAGGGAGAGGUGCACUCAGCUCAGGGCCCGAGGGCUUAUGUCCAGAAGAGCAGACUUAGCUGCUCUGUUCCAGGAGCAGCACUGAGGAUCUGCCUGCUGCCCUGCAGCCAAGUGAGGAAUUGGACCUUUCUGGAAAUUACCGAAGAUCCGGAUAUUUUCUACUUUCACCUUUCUCUGCCUUGUAUUUGAAAGGGCUCUAAAAUGCUGUAUCAUGUUUUAGGCACUUUCUUCAUUUUUUUUUUUUUUUUGGGUUAUUUUGGUUAUUUCUUUUUGGGGGUGGGAAAUCCCCCCAAAAUAUUUGAACCUGGCUACAUGUUGUGUACCUUUUUUUGAAGCCUUCAGAUAGAAUAAGCCUGCCAUUUCUUGCACAACUUUAUUAGAUUUGUUUUGUUUUUUGUGGGGGAGGGUGUAGACCCGGGUUGGGGAGUGGGACUGUUAGGUUGAAUUAACAUUACAAAAUGAUACAGUGCCAGAUCUCAGUUUUGCAUAUUAUUUUUCAGGGCAGGUCUGUACUGUGUGUAGUGCUGUUUACAUGGUUGAAUUUAGGUUGUAAUAAUUAUUUUUAAAGAUUUACACAGAUAUGAAUAUAGCAGUGUUAACUGUUAGCCACAUUGCAUUAAUUUCCAGACAGUUUGGAGCUCUUGGAGAGCCAAGGCCAAGGCCAGUCAAGAGCAUUUGCAGUCUGACACCCCACCCCAUCCCUUUACGCUAAUUUAUCCAAAGCCCUAUCUCCCUCACUUCUUGCUCAUUCCUUCUCUGACCUAUAUUGCAUUUCAUGUUUAACUUAUCCAUCAACAUGCUGUACCUGUCAGUCAAGUGAGCAGUUUUGUUUUGUUCGAACACAUUGUACUGAAAACCACUUAAGCAUUGAAUGCAGAGAAAGCAGUGCUACCUCAGUUUUGCUGGAAGUAGACUUCUUUGAUAUUUUCUUUGAUGUUUUUGUAUUUUCAUGUCAUAAGUGGAAAUACUUCUUUUUCCCCCUUUUCAUUUGCCUUGGAGCCAAAGUUUCCGUUGUUGUGGGUGGUGAGAAAAGUGUGCCUGCCUGCCUGCCUGCCAGCUGACCGGACAGAAAGCUGUGGCAUGGGGCUCUGCUCCAGACUGCUUUUCUUUAGUUUUUGUUGAGUAUCACUAGCUUACUUGUCUGGCAAGUGCAGAAGCCUGAGGCUGGCCUGAACUCUGCCAAACAAAUUAUCCACGUGUAUUGAAUCAUUAAAUGUGUGCCCUCUCCCUCUUUGCUGCGCCCAUGUUGUCACUUAACCCCAGGAGUUAUUUAUUGUCUUUUGUUAGUGUCAGGCUCACCUGGGGUGACGUGAUGGCUGUUUAGGUUUACACGGCCCUCUGCUCUUUCCCUACUCCCAGACAUGUAUAUAUACAUAUAUAAGAUAUGUAUAUAUUUUACCUUAUAAAAUAUAUAUAUACACAUAUAUGUAUCUAUAUCCCUGCGUUUGUCUGCUAAAACUGGCCAUGAAAGAGGGAGCUGCCUUCAACCUGUAGUUUAAGAAGAUGCCAGGGAGCAUCAUAAAUGGAGGCUGUUGUAUAUUAAUUUAGAUUUUUUUCACUAAAAAGAACAUGAAUGAAUUUGCUCGCAGGAAGGAGGAACCAGUUCUCUAGACCCCAUGCUCACUCUACAAGGCCAGCUUUGGUCAAGCUGCCCGUGGGGCCUGAAGAGCUGACUAUGUCCUGCCUUGUUCCAUUAGAGGACCAUCUUGAUAAUUUCCCCUUUAAAAUAUCCUCAAAAAUGUACUGGAACGUGGGUGGCAGGAGCUUGUACAGUUCAGCUUCCAACAUUUCGGAACAGAUUUAAAAGGGAAUCUUUUAAUAAAUAAAAGCUACAAAAAUAUUUAUACUCUUGAUACAAUGAAAAAGUGUCUAUUAAAUAUUUGGAAUUUUCUUCCUUGAUUAGUCUGCCCCAAAUCCUGGGUAUGUUUCUCAACCUGGGUAAGAAUUGCAUGCUUUGAGUUCUUCAUGAGUCUUAUAGCUCUGGGCACUUAUCUCUAUAAAGAUGAUUAUUUUAGGAGAUGACAGUCAUAUUUCUUGAAGUUGGUAUUGACACAGGGAACAUUUUUGUAAGCCUCACAAUUGUCCUUUCUUGAGAGAUGAGAUGAUGAAAAUCAGCCACAGACUUAAGAUAGUGCUGGAAGGCACAAGUGGCUAUUGGGCCAGAUGUGCCCCUUUCUUCUAGCUGAAAUAAGAGGACAUCCUUGAGUUAGAAUCUAGGAGCCCAGCAGUUUCUGAGGGCACAGCUACAUGCCUUUGGAUAAAAACUCACCAAACCAGUUAGUUGUUCCUAAUUCAGGAUUAGUAGAAGUCCAAUGAGGGAAAAAGCGGAGUUAGGUAAGUAAGACUUUCUGUCCCAGAUAAGAAAGGGUGGGUGUAUGGCGGGGAAGUGCCAAGAGAGGGAGUCUGCCAAGGGCCCCAUGGACUCAAGGAACUAGAUUCCUUCCCAACUGGGUAGAUUUUUUUUAACUGCCCAGUUUCUCCAACCCCAAUGCCUGCACCCCAACCCCCAGCCAUUAGAAAUUGUGAUUAUAUUUUUAAUCAUCUGUGCUGAGAAAGCAGAGAAAGGAGCGUCAGGGAGGACUCUGGGUUCUCUGUGCAGUAGUUUUGUUUUACCGAGAGACUCAGUGAGGUGCACAGUUUGUAGUUAACACUUCUGGGAUACAGAAAAGCCUCUGUUCACUCAGCCUCAGACAGGCUUGCUGAGUACUGGGUGGAUGAGCAGUGGCUGGGAGCCAAAUUGCCCCUCAGGUAAGCUAGCUUUGUGACUUGGGUGAUGUGGGGAGGUGCGAUAUGUGGGUGCCAUUUUGAAAUUCUGCAAUGUUUAAGCAUUACUACACAGAAUAUGUUGAAAAUUGCUUACUUUGGGCAAGUGACUUUUUGAGUUUCUAUGGUAUUUCUUUAGUAACUCAUUAGCAAGCUGGUAUGAGAUAAAAAGUUACUUUACUGAAUUCUUUCCCCUAGUCUUCCUUGCCAUACUUGAAUGUAUCAUUCUUAAUGACACUUUGCUGUACUUCUGGGGGUUGCCUCAGCAACUCUCUCUUCACUGGCAGAUGUGCCAACAUGUGUGUUGGGUCCAGAAGUCUGUAUGUACCCAUCUUAUAAAGAAGUCUCCAGAGCUGGCUGAAAUUCCAAAUUUCAGCCAAAGCUUUGGGCCAGGGGAAAGAUAGUAGAAAAUGUGCAAAGCAGUACUGUUCAUGUUAGAUGGAUGGAUACAGUGAAGAAUUAAGCCUCACACAGAAUUAGCUUCAAACAGUACUGUCACCUAGGGUCUGGUCUCUAGGCUAGAUCAGGUUAUGGGACCCUAUAAAUUAUGUAAUUAGACUAUACAUUGGUGGGAAGUUGCUAAGAUAAAGACUUGUUCAAAAGACUAACAGCAAAAGAUGUGUGUAUUGAAAUGUAUAGUUUGCUGUAUUUCAAGUGGAGUCUUCAGUGCAGCAGGUAGACCUAGUUAUACAGUUAUGUAUGGAAUGGAAAGCAAACUACUGUUAAACAGUUUUUCUCUCUCCCCUGCCACCUUCUUCAGAUUUUUUUAAUCUCCUGUGUGUGUCAGGAUGGCUAGUGAUGACCUGAACAUCUUGGUAACUGACAAAGGUCUACUUGGAGGACUAAAGCAGUAUUUAGCUUAAAUAUGUGAAAGAACAAAAUUAUCAAAAGAUGUUGAUUAGGAUUAUUUAAGGUCAUGUGACAUUGAUCUUUUCUUCUACGUCAUGGUUCUUCUUGCCACACUCCUAUUCUGAGUUUAUUUUUUUUUUGGUAAGCUGUAGUUGUAGCCCAUACCAGUUUGACCUGGUCUAGGACUACAUGCUGGGGAUGCUCAUCAGGACCCCCCCCCCUUUUUUUUUUCAAAGAAGGAUGCUUGAGCAUUGGGCACAGAUGCUGAGGUGGUUUGACUAGCUGAAAAAUCAAGUUCUGAUUCGGGUGUUGGGGCAUCAUAUUCUGUUUCUCUUGGGAACCCAGCCUGCUCUCAUAGAUACCUACUUCCAUCACAUACCCUGAGCAUUGCCAAAAGAAGCCAUUCAGCAGCUGCUGUUUUUCUCUCAGCACAAAUAUAUUUGCUACAGAAGAACUAUCUUUUCUCUAAUACUAAUUCCCCGUCCAGUCCUCAGAAUCUGAUUAACUGCUCUUCCCUGCUGCACUGAAUAUGUUCAAGGUUUUAAAGAGGGAAUUUGAAGCAAUAGGCAAACAGGGCUUGGUUGAAUUGGUCUUGCAUAUAUCCUGUCUUAAGCCAAUGAGGUGAUGAGUCCACUGCUCAUGUGACCCUACACCUUUGUGGAUCCUUCUUGGUUUGUGACCAGUGUACGUUUCUUGAGGUUGUACAAACUUGACAAAAGUUAAUACUUUUGUAUUCUCUGCACUGUUGCACUCUUCAAAUAGCCCCCUGAAUAUUACCUUGAUAUACACAUUUUUGUCUUUGAUGUCUACAGUAUUUUUCUUUUUUUUUUAAAUUUGAAGGUUAUCUGCUGUUGGAUUCAAUAAAUUUGUUUACCUAACUAUUGAUAUUUCUGCAGAAAACAAAAAACAGUGAAUUUAUUCUGAAGUAAUUUAUCAACCCAUUGGGAACCUUUACCAUUGUGAUGCUAUGCUAUAUAACAACUUGGGAAAAUGACCCUUGUAAGAUAGGAGUCUUGCUCCAAACACAUGAUGACCUCCAUGCACAUGAAUGUUUGCUUAUAUGCCCAUUACUGGAAUCAUCUUUCUUACCUUAAGUAAUGCAGUUCCCAUGAGAAAUGAGAUGACAGUUUUGAUCUCUUUGUUAAAUGUAUGGAUGGUCCCUAGGUCUAAUCAGGCUUGCAAUGACUAAUUUUUUUUUUUAACUCGUCUGCAAAAUAAAGGCAUCUCCAUUGGUAUUAGGAUUUAAGAAAAAGCCUGUGAAACACCCAUGAUACCUCAUAGUGCUGAACUAUAAGCCUCCUUAAAGUUCAUCAAAAAGAUGUUAAGUACAUUGUGUGAUAGUUGGGGGCACAGUUGUGUGUGGGAUGAUAUUUGAUCUUUCAUCACUUAGUGGAGUGGGGAUUAGAUAAGCCUUUUCAGUUGGGAAAGGGUUCUAAGCUUGACUAUACUCCCUAGAAAACUUGUAGUUUACCCUUGUUCCAUAAUCCUCUCACUGACUUCUGGGCUUGUUUCUUCUGUGCUUUGUCCCUUAAGCACAGAUAGGACUUUGCAGAUUGGAGAAUAGUAGAGUGGAAAGGAAGACAGCCAACUGGACAUUAACAGAGUGGUAAAUGGGUUACAAGAUGAUGAAAUCCUACUUUCAACUAAAAUAUUGGCAAAUAACUUUUAUACAGUUACCAGAGAAGCUUAAUUGCAUAUGGAAUGGACUUCUACCAAGAAAGUAUGCUAAAAUGUAGUCCAUGGGUAUAGAGAAGAGUCACUUCAAUUCUGGUGUCUUCUAUAGACUCCUCAAAGCAGAUGGCUAAGUUGGCUCUGGAAUUUAUCCCUCUAGGCCUGGGUUUUGACCCAAAUUAUAAAAGAAAUAAUGGAGAUAAUUGGAUAUAUUUAUCUAUAUAUGAGAGGAAGCUGCUAUAUGUCAAGGUAGUGUCAGGAAGAAUAAAGGUCAAAUCAUUA